GAGCAUGGGGAGACCCUGCCAUGGGUGGAGAUGGGACCACACCACCUUGCUGUGGCUUUGAGAUUCUCCAGAACUGCUGGGGCACCCGACAGAGUCAAAGGAACAGGAGAGUUCAACCCGAGUCAGCCAGACCCGAGGCUUUCCCUCACCCCCACAGGUCUCAGGCCGAGAACACAAAAAUAGGACCUAACUGCACCUACUCACAGAAGUGUGGGACGGGGGUUGGUACUUUGCCCCAGCUAGAGGCUCCGGUCAAGCAAGUUUUGGUGACCAAUGGCAAACUUCUGCAUUCGAAUGGAACCUUACCCAGUAUCGUCAAACAGCUGGUGCAAAGCACUCAAGGGAAUCAGGAGGAGAGGCCGAGGCCGCAGUUCCCCAGUCGCUUUGGUUCAUCUGUGGAAAACCUCUCCGAAUCCUUAACUAGGAGCAUCAUCAAUAAGUUUGAGAAAAACAUGACAUACAAAGGACAAAUACUACCCAAACAACCAACAACGGCACUGAAGCACUUCCAGAACCAGCUAACAGAAUUUGAGAGGGAGGAGAUCAUGGACUACUCUGAGAUCUGGUAUCUGGGUUUGGACACUAAGAAGAUUGAGGGCUCCCAGGGAUCCCCACAGAAUUCAGGCUAUGACGAUGAACAUGGCAGCUACUUAAAGGUCCUGCAUGACCAUAUAGGCUAUCGCUAUGAAGUCCUUGAGGUGAUUGGGAAAGGAUCAUUUGGCCAAGUCUUGAAAUGUUUGGAUCACAAGACAAAUGAGAUGGUGGCCAUCAAGAUCAUUCGGAAUAAGAAGAGGUUCCAUCAUCAGGCUCUUGUAGAGCUGAAGAUCCUAGAUGCCGUGCGGAGAAGAGACAGAGAUAAUUGCCACAAUGUCAUUCACAUGAAGGAAUACUUCUACUUCCGCAACCACCUGUGCAUCACUUUCGAACUGCUAGGAGCGAACCUCUAUGAGCUUAUUAAGAAGAACAACUUCCAGGGCUUCAGUCUGGGGUUGAUUCGCCGUUUUGCUCACUCACUGCUCAAGUGCCUUCAGAUGCUGCACAAAGAGAAGAUCAUCCACUGUGACCUUAAACCGGAGAACAUUCUCCUGUCCCAGAGGGGACAAGGAAACAUUAAGGUUGUUGACUUUGGAUCAAGUUGCUAUGAGCAACAGAGAGUGUACACUUACAUUCAGAGCCGUUUCUACCGCUCACCAGAGGUGAUUCUGGGCCAUCCGUACAGCAUGGCAAUAGACAUGUGGAGUCUGGGUUGUAUUUUAGCAGAGCUGUACACUGGCUAUCCCCUCUUCCCAGGAGAGAGUGAAGUGGAGCAGAUCGCAUGUAUCAUGGAGAUUAUGGGACUUCCUCCAAAUGACUUUGUUCAAACAGCAUCAAGACGGAGGUUAUUUUUUGAUUCCAAAGGUAACCCAAGGAAUAUCACCAACAGCAAAGGGAAGAAACGUCGCCCCAACUCAAAAGAUCUUGCCAGUGUGUUGAAGACCAAUGAUCCUCAAUUUCUUGACUUCAUUCGACGCUGCCUUGUAUGGGAUCCCACAAAACGCAUGACACCUGAUGAAGGGUUGCAGCAAGAAUGGAUCACAGAGGGACGUCUCAACAAGCUCCAUCCUAGACCUCGGCCUAUCCGGAAAGACAUUGACAACAAUUAUGAAAUCACUUACCGCAAAGCGACUUUAAACAGGACAGCUGAUAAAUCUGGUUCUGACGACAAACUUAAGAGGGUCAGUGACACUUCAAGCAAAGGAGGCAAGAUGGCAUCAGAAGAGCGUCUGCGUCCAAUAGGAGCAUCAGCCGAUGAAGACAACAGUGAAGAUACAGGCAAAAGUGUGAGCAAAGAUAGCAAGUCGGACUCAAGUGGAGAGCACUCCGUUCAGAUCAUCAUCAAACCUCAGACAGGCUCAAGCACUGAUUCUUCAGAAGGACAGGAGCCUCAGUUUCUCCCUCCUCUUGUAUAACACCCUUAAGAAAAGAACAAGUAAUGUUUUUAUAACGUAUGGUUUAUACUUCAGCCGCUUGGUCUGGACUU
Messenger RNA from Cyprinus carpio (common carp), 2020 nucleotides. RefSeq names its product dual specificity tyrosine-phosphorylation-regulated kinase 4-like. Gene Ontology annotation, biological process: peptidyl-serine phosphorylation; peptidyl-threonine phosphorylation. NCBI's taxonomy places the organism in Eukaryota, Metazoa, Chordata, Actinopteri, Cypriniformes, Cyprinidae. Bases 21 to 1949 code for a protein of 642 amino acids. The record is from RefSeq and is a predicted model, not a curated record. The transcript has 14 exons. Gene Ontology annotation, molecular function: protein serine/threonine kinase activity; protein serine/threonine/tyrosine kinase activity; ATP binding. Gene Ontology annotation, cellular component: nucleus.